Molecule: messenger RNA, 828 nt
Organism: Schistosoma turkestanicum
Lineage: Eukaryota; Metazoa; Platyhelminthes; Trematoda; Strigeidida; Schistosomatidae
Source: the annotation of a GenBank genome assembly
AUGCAAGAUGCUAUGGAUCCAUUACCUGAUAUAAAUGUCGAACUAUUGAAAACAAUUCGGAGUUACCCUUAUAAUUUACUGAUGCAAUUAAAACCUCGAAGCGUGGUUCACAUGAUGUAUAAAAUGCUCGUCCUUGAACAUUAUUCCAAUAUAACUAAAGAAAACGUAAAAAAGCUACAUAUCACAAUGAAAAUAAAUUCAAAUAAACUAUCCAACUUUAAAAAUUCACUUCCUGAAAACUAUCCGAACAAAUAUGUAAAACUCAUUGAAUAUAUCAAAUGCGCGACUGACUUUCAUAUGAAUGUUCAAAUGAGUAAACUCAUGGGAGGUGUCAAGCUUGAAAAGUCUACUGCAACCCAAAAAUGUUUUAGCGAGAAAAAAAAUACUUAUGACAACAUGGCAAUCGGGAAACCUAUCGAAACUUGUGUUUGGGAUUCGAGGGUCAAUGAAAACGUUAAGAGAAAAAUUAUUGAUGACAUUGAAGAGUUUAGUAUAAAUUCAAGAAAAUACAACUAUGAAUCAUAUUUGAAACAGAAUCCUGACAUCGCAAACAUUGUGAGAAGAACAGUGGCCGGUCAAUCACUAAGCUAUGAUAUUUUGUUCAAACUGUAUGAGGAUGUUGGAAAAAUUAAAGGAAACAUGAUUCAAAUCAAUCAUUGAAAUCAUCAGGACUGCUUGCUAAUCACAAUGAACUAUUUUGUUGAAUGGCCCAUCAUAUUUUUUUUCGCUUAUUACUAUAAUUUAGUUUUGACAGUGAUUUAAUAUUAUUGUAAAGCUUCAAGCUAAUUGAUUACUCUAAUAAAUUCAAAUGAUUUCUAUUUUUCCUAU